AGGAUGGUUCAGUCCACAUAACUGAAAAUACCAACUUUCUAGCGAAAGAAAACAGGAAAAUCCCCCGAAGGCUGAUCCCUUGCAAGAUUGUAAAAAAACAUGGAUAGCAGAAUGAAUGAGGCGAAACAGGCUCUCAAAAUCCUGCAGCAGCGCUACAAGCUCUUCCAACAGCAACAAGUCACAUUCACAACCGCUCUGGAGCGCUGCCGUGAAAGCGCCCUCGACAGGAUCCACCCUGUGAGAACUCUGGCCCAGGUCCGCAAAUACCUGGACGUUUCUUGCAACAACAGCACCGAUAGGCGCGUUCUCACGUUGUUCCUGGACAUCUGCUCGGAUCUGGUAGAUAUGUGCACGAAGCUGCAUGAACUGCAGCCCGAGAAUGCGGCAGCAACAGCUCUCCUGCAUGCUUGUGUGGAUCUGCUGAGCCCAUCCAAUGACUUAUCCGGUCUGAGAGCCAAAUACCCCCAUGAUGUCAUUAACCACCUCAGUUGUGACGAGGCAAGAAACUUCUACGGUGGCGUCAUCAGCUUGAUUCCCAUAGUCCUAGACAAACUCAAGGAAGCCGCAGCAGAGCUGGACAAGCCAGGGCCACAAACGCAUCGCCCAGGAAGUGGUCAGAAACACUUAGAACAUAAUGAAACUAAGGCUGCCAAUGAUAAAGAAGCCACCGGGGUUCAGACUGUGGCCAGACAGCAAACUAGAGCCACCAAAAAGAAAUCCUAUAUGGAGUCACUGAAACCAGCCUGGAGACCAACAGGAAGGUUCUACACUUCUUGAAUAAUGAUCCCUCCACUUGGUAGCACCUGAUCCCAAUUUCACCAGGCUUGUUUCAUCAUUAGGCUUAGAAACUGUGCCGAACCCUGGUGUGCUUUGAUGGGACUAUACUAGGACAGAUGGGGUAGGAUUUAUUAAAAGAUGGUGAUUAUUUGGUGUAAUUAAAAUGCCAGCUUUGUACCUUACAGGACAAGGAAGCUUAAACUCAUGGAGGGAGUCAAGUUAUUAGGUCCCUCACUAAUUGUAGACUUUCUUUUCUGCUUUUGUGAACCCCCAAUCAAAAAUAUAAAUGUGGGACCUGAUGAUAACUGUCCUUGUAUAUGCCCUCUGUUAAAUUAAUGUAUAAUGUCUUUUCAAGAAUGUAUAGUAUAUUGUGUGUGCACAACACUUGUUUUGUUUUUUGUAUAUCUGUAUUUGCACAUUACUGUCCUAUGCAUUUGCUUGGUUUGUAAAGUGGGGGUGUUUAUAAAUAAAGACUUUAAACUAAA
Molecule: messenger RNA, 1262 nt
Organism: Xenopus laevis (African clawed frog)
Lineage: Eukaryota; Metazoa; Chordata; Amphibia; Anura; Pipidae
Gene: spaca9.L
Product: sperm acrosome associated 9 L homeolog
Exons: 4
Coding region: 100-777 (225 amino acids)
Cellular component (GO): ciliary base; sperm flagellum; acrosomal vesicle
Source: RefSeq, a predicted model, not a curated record